Xiphophorus hellerii (green swordtail) is the source of this 3827-nucleotide messenger RNA. RefSeq lists its product as uncharacterized. The record is from RefSeq and is a predicted model, not a curated record. Bases 143 to 3529 code for a protein of 1128 amino acids. Lineage: Eukaryota; Metazoa; Chordata; Actinopteri; Cyprinodontiformes; Poeciliidae. Gene Ontology annotation, molecular function: nucleic acid binding. The transcript has a single exon. Gene Ontology annotation, biological process: DNA integration.
GUUAAUUGGAGCAGAUUACUACUGGCAGGCUGUUACUGGAAAGGUCCAAAGGGUUACAGAUUCAUUAGUGGCAGUUGAAACCCUUUUUGGAUGGGCUUUACAGGGACCAGUGACUACCUCCAGUGUUACAGACACCACGUGUAUGCACAUUAGUUUGAACGAAGACACCCAGCUGUCUAAGCAGUUGCAUGCAUUCUGGGAGGUGGAGUCCCUGGGUAUUGUAAACAAACAGUCAGAAAGCCCAGAGGACUCAGAAAUUAUGCAACGUUUUGAACAAACAACAACAUUUGAAGACGGAAGGUACCAAGUUGAGUUACCCUGGCAAUGUGACAAAGACCAGCUUCCAGACAACUUCAGGGUAGCGAAGAAACGCUUUGAGAAUCUAACAAGAAGGCUGAAGACUGAUGUAAAUUUAUUUGCCAGAUACAACGAUGUAAUAGAAGACUAUCUUCAAAAUGGUAUCUGUGAGGAGGUUGCAGAUGGAAAACCAGAAAUGGAUCAACAGACUGUGAAAUAUUAUAUGCCUCAUCAUGCUGUAAUAAGAGAAGAAAAGGCCACAACCAAACUUCGAGUGGUAUUUGAUGCAUCCUCACAUGAGGCAAACAGUCCAUCCCUCAACGACUGUCUGUACACUGGACCUAACCUGAACCCAAACCUGCUAGAUGUGCUCAUAAAGUUCAGAUUGCACAAGAUAGCAUUUACUGCUGAUAUAACUAAGGCUUUUCUUCAAAUCUCACUAGCAGAAAAGGACAGAGAUGCUGUCAGGUUCUUGUGGAUGCACAGACCUUUAGCUGAGGACUGGAAAAAUGAGGUGCGUGUCCUGAGGAUGAAAAGAAUUGUUUUUGGAGUAACUCCCAGCCCAUUCUUGCUUGCUGCCACCAUCAGAAAACAUCUCAAACAAUUUGAAAGAAAACAGCCAAGGGCAGUACAGGCUCUCAGAGACUCUAUGUAUGUAGAUGACUUUAUUUCAAGCUCACCUACUGUGCAGGAUGCUCUUCACAUGACAACUGCAGCAAAGUACAUUCUCUCUCAGGCAAGCAUGAACCUCUGCAAAUGGGUUACCAACUCACCUGAUCUGAAAGCCAUGUGGAAAGAGAAUGGAGUAGAGCUCACUGGUGAUACAGAGUCCAGUGGAAAUGUGCUUAAAGUACUUGGACUGGUUUGGAGACCGGAACACGAUGAUUUUGUGUUUGAUCAAAAGGGGUUAAUGGACAUUUUGAAAGACAGAGAAAAUACAAAAAGAAGUGUACUAAGAACAUCAGCCCGUAUAUUCGACCCUAUUGGGUUUCUUACUCCUUUUACAGUCCGAGUAAAGUGCCUUUUCCAAGAGAUGUGGGAAAAGGGACUGAGUUGGGAUGAACCAUUACCUACUGACUUAGAAAAGAAGUGGGAGCAGUGGUGUGUGGAGUUACCACUGUUACACCUGGUGUCUAUUCCCAGGUGGUACCACACUGAGAUCAACAAAGAGUCACACACUGUAAAGUUGCAUGUCUACUGUGAUGCAAGUGAAAAGGCUUACGGUGCUGUGGCAUAUCUUCAAGGACAAAACAACCUAGGAGAGACUAUUACCAGUUUUGUGGCCUCCAAGUCACGAGUAGCACCAUUAAAGAAAAUGACAUUACCUCGCUUGGAGCUCAUGGGUGCACUUAUUGGAGCAAGAUUAGGAAACAGCCUCCUUAAGCCACUGAACAUGGAGAAAAACCAACUCAACAUGUGGACGGACUCUAUGAUUACGCUUCACUGGAUCCGCAGCUCAUCAUGUCGAUGGAAACCAUUUGUGAGCAACAGAGUGGCAGAAAUACAAGGGCUCACAAAUCCAGAACUCUGGUCCCACUGUGCUGGCAAAAUGAACCCUGCCGACCUUCUUACGCGGGGUUACCAUGCUCGGAGCCUUAUUGAGAGCCAGCUGUGGUGGAAGGGACCCACUUCACUGUCUACAGAUGAGAAGGAGCUGAAUAUUUGUAAUGACUAUGUAUUGGAUGAAGUGAAUGCAGAGCUGAGGGCUGGGUAUGAGACUGUCGUGCAGUUCACUGGCACCGAGCAAACUGAACCUCUGUUAAACUUAGAAAAGUACAGCAAGCUUAAGACCACGUUAAGAAUCACUGCAUGGGUAAAGCGGUUUGUUAGUAACACAAGAUCUUGUCUGAAGGUUCAGGGAGAGUUAAGUACAGAAGAACUUGGUGCAGCUGAAAUGUACUGGAUUAAGGCAACACAAGAGAGUUGUUUCAGUUCUGAAAUAUCGCAGUUAAGGUCAAACCAAAAUGUGAAGGUAGAUUCAAAAAUCAAAGAUUUGAAACCAUUCUUAGAUGAAAAUGGUCUAAUAAGUGUUGGGGGAAGACUGCAGAAUUCAGAUCUUAGUUUCAGAGAACAACACCCUUGGAUACUACCGACAAAUCACAAGUAUUCUGAACUAUUAGUUCAGUCAUGUCACGAAAGAGUGAUGCAUUCUGGUGUAAGAGACACAUUAACUCAAGUUAGAGAACAAUAUUGGAUUUUGAGAGGCAGACAGCUUGUAAGAAACAUUGUUUCAAAAUGUUACAUUUGCAAAAAACUAAAGGUUAAGGCAGCACAACAGAUUACUGCUCCCUUACCUCGAGACAGAGUAAUAGAAUCACCUCCCUUUGAAGUUACUGGUGUAGAUUUUGCUGGACCCUUAUAUGUUAAAACUAAGGACGGGUCUGUAAAAUCAUAUAUAGCACUGUUUACAUGUGCAGUGACAAGAGCAGUACACUUAGAGUUGGUCUCAGAUCAGACUACAGAGAAUUUCUUAUUGGCCUUAAAGAGAUUCAUUGCAAGACGAGGUCUAUGUAGGGUCAUUUACUCUGACAACGCUAGAACAUUCAAAAGAGCUGACAAAGAUUUAAAAGAGUUAUGGCAAAAUAUCUUAGGAUCGACACUCACAGAGUUUUUCACUGACAAGGGAAUCACAUGGAAGUUUAUCGCUGAGCGAGCAGCUUGGUGGGGGGGAUUCUGGGAAAGGCUUGUGAGAUCUGUAAAAACAUGCUUAAGAAAGGUACUGGGGAAAGCAUCUUUGAGUUUUGAGGAGCUCACAACUGUUCUUACUGAAGUUGAGGCAGUUUUGAACUCUAGGCCUCUGUCCUAUGUAACUAGUGAUGCAUUAGAGCCCCAGCCACUUACCCCAUCUCAUUUCCUAGUUGGUAAACGCUUAACUUCCUUGCCACCAAAGAUUAGUCCUUCACCUCACCUAAAUCAGGUUCUCACUGCUAACCGCGAACAGCUAGGUAGGAGGUGGAAAUACCAACAGAAACUUUUGAUAGGCCUUUGCAAACGCUGGCGCAGAGAUUAUUUGAUGGACUUGAAAUCAGCCCACAGGGUGAACAGUCGUACUCCAACACUACUUAAAGUAGGAGAUGUAGUUCUUUUGGGGGAGGACAAUACACCCAGACAGACAUGGAAAAUGGGUAGAAUUGUAGAGGUCUUUCCAGGCAGGGAUGGUCUCAUACGUUCAUGCAAUGUUGUUGUGACUUUUUUACACUUAUGUUAUUCGGUAUAUUUGCAUGAUAAGUGACUGAUUUACAAUUAUAUGUUAAGCAUAAUUUACAUGAUGAUUAUUAUUAAUUGUAUUGAACAUGAUUGUAUAUAAUUACAAAGGUGAAGUGAAAUAUAUUUAAGUGCAAGACAUGAUUUAUUUGAAUAGAGGAAGUCUUUUAUUUUGAAGAAUGCUUAAGGAUCUGUUACUGUUUGUCACUAUCUUGCUUUGUUGACUUUUGAUUGCUAUUGGUUACGAACAGCUGUUGCUCGUUAUCAGCUGACGCCGUUCUUUUUCUCUUCAAUAAAUACUGAACAGAAAGGUUCAGUAAAAGAAA